Messenger RNA from Closterium sp. NIES-67, 481 nucleotides. The record is from the annotation of a GenBank genome assembly. Lineage: Eukaryota; Viridiplantae; Streptophyta; Zygnematophyceae; Desmidiales; Closteriaceae.
GUCCAUGCUGCGGUUGAGCGAGAAUGAACCUGUGCAGCCUGUACUGGACAAGAUGAGGGAACUCUACGCGAAAUUGGCGAUUGCAGGCAUCACGUACCCAGAGCAGACAAAGUCGGCUAUGCCAUGCAAGGGACAUGGAGGGAUCGAGGGCGUGGCAAUCGCGGUCGCUCUUACCACAGUCAAGGUGGUUGCGGGACUUGGAACCAGCGGGGGCGUGGUGGCGCUGGUGCAAGAGGAAGAGGUGGUCACUCCAACAAUGACAACAGUGAACCACGCUUGAGGGGAGAGUGCUGAGAUGUCUUCAGAUCCAUGUGGCAGAUCCCUGCACUCAUAUGGGAAUCAACAAAGAAGGAGUUGGGAGAAGUAAAGGCGUGAUCUGGAGUCCAGGGGGAGUGUAAUGCAGUUAGUGCUGCAGGAGUGACGGUUUCUGCAAGGUCGGGGGAGACUGAUUGGGAAACCGCACACAAGCGUCUAGGGCAUG